Messenger RNA from Colletotrichum destructivum, 1683 nucleotides. RefSeq lists its product as uncharacterized. The record is from RefSeq and is a predicted model, not a curated record. Bases 1 to 1683 code for a protein of 560 amino acids. The transcript has a single exon. NCBI's taxonomy places the organism in Eukaryota, Fungi, Ascomycota, Sordariomycetes, Glomerellales, Glomerellaceae.
AUGAUAUCUUCUCGCUUCUCGCCUGCGUCGGAUCCCGCCCGCCCGUCUGAGACCGGUUCGGAUUCAAGGGUUAAAGUCCCUGUCAACACCAGCUCGACCUUGGUCGCCUCGCUUGGUUCCCUUGCCCUUCGAUUCGUCGCUUCGGCCGCGUCUUACCUUCGCCCUCUUCUGGCUUCCCCCUGGGAACGGAUCAGGUACGCGCUAACUCAUCGGCAACUCUCCUUGACUGGGGUUGAGCUCAUGGAGCUUCGUUCACUGAUAUUGUCCUCUAGUGGCUUCCUCUUCGCUCCGGCACCCCUCGCGAUGCUUGUCGACAGCUCGUCUCCUCGUCAACCCCAGACCAGAGCUUCUCGAUCCUCGAUCACGGCGCCCUCUUCUUCUCAUGGUAUGUCCUCUCCCUCUGAGGGCUUUUGUUCGCGGUUCACUGCUCCUGUCCCCUUCGUUUGUACCCCUCCCCCUCUGUCCUCCCGAGCGUUCACGCUCAGCAUGUCUCAUUACAUGGGUUCUCUUCCGAGAAGAAGCCCUUCCCCUGUUCUUGUUUCUGGUCGUUCUCGUUCCCCUCCCCGCGCCUCUCCUGCUCCGUCAGUCGAGAGGAACACCAUCCCCAUUGACAUCUUCUCUCCCCUUCUGCCCCGAUCCCCCUUUGCCCCGACCCCCUCCAGGCUCCCUCUCUUUGAGAACGAGACCUGCGCGGUUCAUCAUCCUUUUGUUCCUUAUGCUUCUGCUUCUCCUGCCCCGGCUUCCAUAAGGACGCCUUCGGUUUCUUUUGUCACCUCGCACUGCCUUGAAGACCCCUUUGUCGAUUCUCCUUCACCUACACGCCCUGUGCCUGACUUUGAUCAGCUCAUGGCAUUUGCCGAAAGGCAGAUUAGCAGGGCACGCAGUGCCCGGCUUCAUCCCACGCGUUUUGUUUCUUCUUCCAUCUCUGGUUCUUCCCUUUCCCUUUCUGCGUCUUCCCCUGCUGGUUCCUUGGUUUCUGCCCCUCGCGAGAUGGAUACAAUGGAUCAUAGUGUCGAGCGCAUGCGCCUUCGGGCAAUUGAACUUGACCGCGAGACUGCGUUGAAGCUUGCACAGCUCAAGGCUCUGGUGGCCAGUGGCCCGCUGACGAAGCCGUCUGCUGACAAGAGCUACGACUACUCUACGGACUCGCCGACUCCUCACACCAUCUCGAACUGGGACUCUACCCUCGAGGAGGAUCGCAUCAGUUCGUACUCGUUUACACACAUGCCCACGCCUACGGCACAGGUCCCCGCAGCCUUGGCUGAGUGGGAUACUUCGUCGUUGACUUCCUCUGCUGUUUCUGCUUCUCCUGCUGUUUCUGCUUCUCCUGUUGUUUCUGUUCCUGUUCCUGUUGCUCCUCCCCAACCAUCUUCGCCCGUCUUGACCCCGGUCAAGAUCAUGCCAGAUGGUAGCAUUCGUGUGCGCUGCUUUGUACCCCAUAUCCCAGAUCCCCUCCCCAUGUCUCCUGGUGGCGAUGCGGUCCUGCGCAAGUUUGCGCGCAACAUUACCCAAGCCCACUUCGCCGCUCGCGGUAAGAAGUUGCCCCCUUCCUGGACGCCCCCUUCCUUUGCCCAUGGAAAGCCUGGUUUCUCCAAGCUUCCGCAACCCAUUCCUGUAUCCCCUCCACCCCCUCGUCGCAUUGUUUUCAUUAGUCGUCGUUCUCGUCGUGCUGGUCCUUUGUGA